Mauremys mutica (yellowpond turtle) is the source of this 1162-nucleotide messenger RNA. RefSeq names its product mitochondrial ribosomal protein S25 (gene MRPS25). The transcript has 4 exons. NCBI's taxonomy places the organism in Eukaryota, Metazoa, Chordata, Testudines, Geoemydidae. Bases 399 to 920 code for a protein of 173 amino acids. The record is from RefSeq and is a predicted model, not a curated record. Gene Ontology annotation, molecular function: structural constituent of ribosome. Gene Ontology annotation, cellular component: mitochondrion.
ACAGUUAAGCAGCAGUAUCCGGUCACCACAUUAAGCAAACAGAUGCCUAGGAGAGCCAGGGAGGAGACUCAGACUGCAGCCUUCUCCUAGGGCUGCCCCCUCUCUACCCACCAGCCCCCCAAUUCUUUUAUUCUUCCUCCCUAUCGCCCGCUCCCCGCAUUAUUUCCCUUCUCUCACGCACACACUGUUCCUCUCCCCCCCCCCCAUUGCACCUGCCAAUCGCCUAGCUACGCUUCCCCCGCCUGGGGCAGCCAAACUACGUCUCCCGUAGCGCUCCGCGAGAGGGGCGGAGAGCACGUGUUUCCUCCCGCUUCCUGCCGGGCCCUGCAGCCGAAUUCCCCUCGUGCGUUGGGGGCUGCGGGGCUGCGCAGCUGUUCCCGAGGGAGCCAGCUGCAGCCAUGCCGAUGAAGGGCCGGUUCCCCAUCCGCAGGACCCUGCAGUACCUGGCCCAGGGGGAGCUCGUCUUCAAGAGCGCGGUGAAGGUGAUGACUGUGAACUACAACACCAGGGGGGAGCUGAGCGAGGGGGCCAGGAAAUUUGUGUUUUUCAACAUCCCUCAGAUUCAGUACAAAAACCCCUGGGUCCAGAUCAUGAUGUUUAAGAACAUGACCCCUUCGCCCUUUCUCCGGUUCUAUUUAGACAGUGGUGAGCAAGUCUUGGUUGAUGUGGAAGAUAAAAGCAACAAAGAGAUAGUGGAGCACGUUAAAAAAAUCUUGGGUAAAAGCGAGGAAACACUACAAAAAGAGGAGCAAGAGAAAAAGAAGCUCUAUCAUCCUGCAACCUUUGGACCCAAAAAAUAUCACCUGCGUGAAUGUAUGUGUGAAAUUGAAGGCCAGAUUCCCUGCCCUGGUCUAGUACCGCUGCCUAAAGAGAUGACUGGCAAAUAUAAAGCUGCCAUGAAGGAAAACGCCACAUCCUGAUUUAACAGAUCAGGCAAUUCUGCUGAUGUUCAAAGUGCAGACAGACAUAGGAUACAAGGUGCUUCAGUAACUGAGGUAGACUUCAUAGCCUCUCCCCACACCCCAAAAAAACUGGUCCAUGUUAUUAGAUGAAAGUCCUUGUUUCACAAGAGGUCUUUUCGUAGAUAUGGUUGGACCCCUUAAUGUUGGUUACUCCGACAAGUGGAAGAAAAUAUUUUUAAAUAAAUCUUUUUAAAAUUUCA